GAAAGCACAGGCUGUAAAAGUCCUACUCUGUGGUUAAAUAUUGAUAACACCAGGAAGUAGAGGCCUGGCGUGGGCACGCCACACAUCCUCUUGCAAUGUGGUCCCCCCAGACCAAGGGACCUCCUCAGCCUCUUCCCCUGGGCUGGCACGAGGGUCUGGAUGUUUUCUCUGUACUUGAGGCCAACAUAUAAGAAGGAAAGCACUGGGCUCCUGGUUCUUUCGGAUUGUGAAAGUCAGGUGGAGCCUGUUUGCCCUCUGAGGCCACUCAUUCAAGAGGUCAGUCACCCCGGAGUGACAGAGAAGUCUCCAGGCAUGGGCGUGUGCUAAGAGCAGAGCUACCAGACGGGCCCAGCUGCCACAGGCCAUGCAGCACUGCCCCCCAGGAUCAGCUGUGUGGAGAGCUCAGGUGCAAAGACCAUCCGGUGCUCCUGUGAGAGGAGGAGGAGGAAGACACAGAAAUCAGUGCUGCUUCCAACAGCAGGCCCCAGAAACCCAGGAUCGAGGGGAUCUUCAGGACUUUGCUCGGGGGCUGGAACCUAGGGAGGCCAGGAGGGCCAGCUGAGGGGCAAAGAAGCCUAAGAACUUCGUUGUCAGAAACGCACACCAACCAGGAGCAGGGGCAUGGACCACAGUGAGGGGGUUACCCUAGACCCAGCUGGCACCGUGGUGCCUCAGGAGCUGCUGGAAGAAAUGCUUUGGUUUUUUCGGGUAGAAGAUGCAACUCCCUGGAAUUGUUCCAUGUUUGCCCUGAUGGGCGUGGUGGUCUCGAUAAGUAUGGUCCUCCUGGGAAGGAGCAUCCAGGCAAACAGAAAUCAAAAGAUGCGGCCACCAGAAAAACAAACUUCAGAAGUCCUAGACUUGGUGGAGGCCGGAAUCAAAGAUGACAACAACCUGAGCAUCCUAAGAGAGACUUUGCUCUCAGAGAAGCCAAAUCUGGCCCAGGUGGAAACUGAGUUAAAAGAGAGAGAUGUGCCAUCAGUUCUCCUUCCAGACCCACAAGAAUCUGAGAGCUAGUGAGAGCCCAGAGCAGAGCCCCAUGUUGUUAGCAGAUAAAAUGAACUGCAAUCAAACUAAACUACUGUUAUUAAAAAAAAAAAAAAAAAAACCCUUUUUAUUAAAAUGCUUCUGCAAGUGAG
Molecule: messenger RNA, 1136 nt
Organism: Equus caballus (horse)
Lineage: Eukaryota; Metazoa; Chordata; Mammalia; Perissodactyla; Equidae
Gene: SLC51B
Product: SLC51 subunit beta
Biological process (GO): bile acid and bile salt transport
Cellular component (GO): protein-containing complex; plasma membrane
Molecular function (GO): transmembrane transporter activity; protein heterodimerization activity
Source: RefSeq, a predicted model, not a curated record